CUUGGAUCAGUUUCGGUUCCGACAAGCGUCGCGAAGGAAUGUCGUGGUUGGCUCGUGGCCGCUGCUGUUGUUCGUCGUCGUCCGUUGCCUCGAAUCAUUCGAACGGAUCCCAUGGACGGCAAAUUUUGGUUGCCCCCGGUGGACAAUCCGUGCUGCCGUGUGACGUCGUCGUGAAUAUGGUGAAAAAUUAGUGGUUAGGCAAAAAGAAAUGCCCACGAGAGAUGUUGUUGGGAAGUUUGUGAGUUUGUAUUUUUUGUUUUGCGAGUGAGUGGGCCCCGUUUGGCAAUCACAGUGGGACGAAACUGGCCACUGGAAAAUCGAUAUUGCUCCGCUUGAUGCGGUUAGUGCACCGUUGUUGCUUUUAUUUGGCCAACAGCGAAGAUUGUUAUUUAUGAACGGAAGAAGGUGGUAUAUAUAUUAUAAUUUUUUUUUCAUGAGUGAAAUGGGUUUCUUCCCCUCGAGGGUGGCAGACGGCAGGUGGCGGAACCGGAAGACCACCACAAAGAGUCUGAGGCGGAACAAAGUGAAAACGACCUUCGGAUAUGAAUUGUGGCAAAAAAUUUGAAACUCUUCGACAACGUCUUCGUCACGGAAAAAUCCAAGCAAGCCAGGAAAAAGUGGACGGAAAUAACAACGACUAAGCGUGUUUUUAGCAUCGUAGCAAGCGAACAACAAAAAAGCACGAGGUACAAUCAUUUCAAUAUAGAGGAUUAAAUCCUUACUCAGCAGAAUUCCAUCAACGUGUUUUACCGUGAAACGGAUUAUCAUUUUUGCCAGCUGCAUCACCAACAGUGCCAUUGCCAAAGGGAUCUCUCGCUAGGAGAGUAAGAAAAAGCGAUGAUGAAGCUUUAAUUUCCGUGUCACCAACCACCGUGGCUGUUUUGGGAUGUGGUGAACCAGCUAAAGUCAGUGCUGCACUAGCAGAAUGUUGGUGACCUCUAAUCAGAUUUCAGCUUAAGUGAAGCGGAAACGUGCUCGAGUGUUACGCAAAAUGCAUGAAGGCGGCAGCCAUGUAUGUGAUAUAAGUUAAGCUCAGCAGCUAACUAACUGCGACUGAUGGGUGGUGGAAUUUAGAUCCGGAACGACGCUCCAAUCUCAGUAGGCUAGGCAGGCAAAUCGACGACUGCCUUCAACCAUCGCAUAGGGCUAAGGUUACUGAAGCCUACUUUUGUUGGGAUUAAAGCUUUAAGCUAAACGACGUCGUUGAUCCAGAAAGCGAAGCGCAAAUAUGGGAAGCAACGCCAAAACAACUCGCGUGACUGAACAAACCGGGCUAAUUUAGUGGGUGGUGCUGAAGAGAGAGAAUAUUAUAAAAAAAACCAAACAAACGAAAAGUAAGACAACGAAAAACUAGUAGCACAUUAGCAAUUGUUCAAGUUUGCCAAAGGUGGUAAAAAAGUGUACAAGUUGGGCCAUAAAAAAAAGAAGUAGCUACCCGAAAGGGCAGUUCACGACGGAUUGCACAACUCUCGGCCCCGAAGUAAAGAAGAGCUCCAGGACCUGCACUUCCUCCACAGUCUGAUCCCCCCGUUCUUCGUUCGGCUAAGCUAAGCUGAACGAACAACGGAUCGGAACGGAACGAUACGGAAAUGGAAUUCAUGCAAAGGAAUAUAAUCAUAUCGCUUUUGAUCUUCGUCUUCGGACUGGCAAAAGAUAUCUGCUUCUGCUUGCUCCUGACGGAAAUCCGAAUACCGAACCACGUGGCCAAAAACACAACGGUGGAACUGGACUGCUUCUACGAUCUGAACGGCGAGGCGCUCUACUCAGUCAAAUGGUACAAGGAUGGUAACGAGUUUUACCGAUACGUUCCUAGGGAUAAUCCACCGGCUCAAAUUUUCCUGCUGACCGGGGUGUCAGUUUAUCUCCAAAAUUCGACUGCAAAUAGGAUAGUGCUAAACAAUGUCACACUGGCCACAUCGGGACGCUAUCGCUGCGAAGUGUCCGCCGAGGCGCCUUCCUUCCAAACCGUGUCCAGCCAUGGCGAUAUGGUUGUCGUUG
This is a messenger RNA of Uranotaenia lowii, 1998 nucleotides long. RefSeq lists its product as uncharacterized. The annotation marks the transcript as partial. Lineage: Eukaryota; Metazoa; Arthropoda; Insecta; Diptera; Culicidae. The record is from RefSeq and is a predicted model, not a curated record. The transcript has 3 exons.